Molecule: messenger RNA, 696 nt
Organism: Trachemys scripta elegans
Lineage: Eukaryota; Metazoa; Chordata; Testudines; Emydidae
Gene: SPATA45
Product: spermatogenesis associated 45
Exons: 2
Coding region: 30-290 (86 amino acids)
Source: RefSeq, a predicted model, not a curated record
CUUAUAAGAAAGACACCCACCUAGAUACAAUGGGUGACGCAGAGAAAAAGCGCCUGAUUGAACUGAACAUGACAAGGGAAUCCUUGUGUAUGGUGGAAGGAAAAGGUGACUCAACUUGGCUCAGACCUCAGAGGAGACACUUCCCUCAAAGUAAUCGAAGUUCACUAGAGACCUACAGAGAAAAAGAGCCUGAGCUUGACACUGGCAGGAGCUCCUGGACAGCACUCACUCCUCUUCACCACAAGGAGAGGAGGCACUUUCCAGAAAGAAAUAAUGCCAUUUUUGGAUGAAGCACCACUUCACCAGCUGCCUUCUUGUUUGAGCUCAGGACAUUUCACAAAAUAAGGAGAAGCCCGAUAUUACAGGGCUGCUUUUAAAAUGAGUUUGGAUAUCUAACACUGCUAGAAACUGUUUCAACAGUAGCUCAGUUCCCAAUUAAACUCAUUACUAACAUUCUAAAGUACAUUUUAAAACCAACAUAAUGUACUUUUCUUCCUCAGGACAAGACUCAGAAAUGAACAAAAGUUGAUUCACUGGAACUGUGUCUAAGACUGUAAAAUUUUGACCAUGAAACCUACGGUUUAUUUCUAAACUGAAUUAAAAUUAUAAUGUGUGUGUGCAGAUUGGAUUUCCAGUUUAUUUUAUGUGCAUUUUAAGCUGUACAUUUCAGUCACUAGAGGUUAAAAUUAAUUUCCA